GCUUUUAAUGAGAGCUGAAGAAUAUAUUGACCGGUUGCGACCCUCUACAAAAAAAAUUUCAAAAUUUGCAGGUUGGUCUCCAGCUUAUGUAAGCAAUUUUUACAGAUUAAUGAAUGUAAUGUGAAUAAGUUUAGAAUAAUCCUUAGAAAGCCAAAGCCAAAAACUUUGUGGGGAAGAUGUCAAAUAUAACUUCUAAACAUGUCAACAAAUCCUCAAGAAGAAGUAUAUAAGGAGUUUCUAAAUUAUGACUGGGAUUCAUUUAGUGAUUUUCAAGAUGGGUUAAAACAAAUCUUAGAUAAUUAUCUCGAUAAUCUUAAAGAACAAGAUGCUUCUAUUACAUCUAUUCCAGCAUUAGAUAAACAGCAAUUAAUUGAUCAAGCCAAAUCAUUUUUUUAUUGUUCACAUUCAGGAAAUAUAUUGAAUCUCGAUGAUUAUCUUCAAUGGAAAUUACAUAAUGGGGAUAAAUAUGAUAAGAAUAAAAAGAUAACAGAACUAGAUUCUGCUGAAGAUGAAUCACUACAGCAAAGUUCCAGUUCAAGUUCUGAUCCACCAUAUUCAUCAAAUUAUCAAGAAUUAGUUGAAUUAAUUAUUUCAGGAAAACCAGUACCAGGCAUUAAACAGAUACCAGAUACAGUUCUUACCGAAGAAAGCUCUAAAUCUCAAGCUAGUCAACGAGUCAAACCAUGGGAAAAAGCUGCUAAAGAAGAAGCAAGUGUGAAUUAGAUUAGAAAAUAAUUUUAUUAAAAUAUCUAUCUAUAAA
Scheffersomyces amazonensis is the source of this 760-nucleotide messenger RNA. RefSeq lists its product as uncharacterized. The coding region runs from base 199 to 723 and encodes 174 amino acids. NCBI's taxonomy places the organism in Eukaryota, Fungi, Ascomycota, Pichiomycetes, Serinales, Debaryomycetaceae. The transcript has a single exon. The record is from RefSeq and is a predicted model, not a curated record.